Lachancea mirantina is the source of this 744-nucleotide messenger RNA. Lineage: Eukaryota; Fungi; Ascomycota; Saccharomycetes; Saccharomycetales; Saccharomycetaceae. The record is from the annotation of a GenBank genome assembly.
AUGUUUUUAAGAGGUUCAAAAUCUGUAUGGCCCAAAAUCGCCGGGCAAAGACGGUUUCUGCAUGUGAAAACCGUCUCGACACCGAACGAGAACGCACUGAAAUUCGUGUCUUCCGAUGGGGAACUAUUGCAAGAACGCGGGAAGCCCAGUGUAGAAAUUCGUAAUACGGACGAAAAAUUGAUCCGACACUCGCCGCUCGCACACAGGAUUUUCACGCAGUGUCCGGGAGUCGAGUCCCUUAUGGUCGGUGACGACUUCGUUACGGUGAACAGAGACGAACUGGUACAUUGGAACCAAAUAAAGAACGGUGUCAUUGACGUUUUGACGCAAUAUCUUGCUUCGGGUCAGGACGCGUUGACUCCCGAGUUUUACAGCGUGCACGAAGGCGAGGUAGGUUACGAUGUGAACGUUCCGAAAUUCGAGUACACUGAGGACGAACAAGAAAUAAGCGAUAUGAUCGAAGAACUCAUCAAGACGCGGAUUCGACCCGCCAUCAUGGAUGACGGCGGGGACAUCCAGUAUCGUGGGUAUGAUCCAGUGACCGGGACCGUUUAUUUGAAAUUACAAGGUGCAUGCAAGUCUUGUUCUUCCAGCGAAGUCACGCUGAAACACGGCAUAGAGUCUAUGCUCAAACACUACAUCGAAGAGGUCGAAGAGGUCGUCCAGAUCCUUGAUCCAGAGGAACAAGUCGCUCUAAAAGAGUUUGAGAAACUCGAACAGAAACUCGCAGACAAAUCCCACUAA